Messenger RNA from Clunio marinus, 222 nucleotides. Lineage: Eukaryota; Metazoa; Arthropoda; Insecta; Diptera; Chironomidae. The record is from the annotation of a GenBank genome assembly.
AUGGAGCAUAGUCAGAAAAUUUCACCAGAGAAAUAUGUGGAAGUCUCUAAAACAAAAACUGAAAGCUUUGAAAGCACAACAAGGAACAUGCAGGCUUAUAUAUCACGAUACCAAGCUCAUGAAAGUAAAAGAAUUGAGAAUAUGCUCCCAUCAUACACAUUCACCGACCGUUUUUUGCUCAAAUUAUUCAAUAUUGAUGCUUGGUUAGAGUUCGGAACCUGA